Vombatus ursinus (common wombat) is the source of this 1638-nucleotide messenger RNA. RefSeq names its product arylsulfatase B (gene ARSB). The transcript has 8 exons. The record is from RefSeq and is a predicted model, not a curated record. The coding region runs from base 1 to 1599 and encodes 532 amino acids. Lineage: Eukaryota; Metazoa; Chordata; Mammalia; Diprotodontia; Vombatidae.
AUGAAGCCCGGCAGCGCGGCCGGAGCGCCCAAGGGCGGCCAGAGGCCGCUCCUCUCCCUCCUCUUCCUCCGCCAGCUGCUGCUGCAGCUGCUGCAGCUCCCAGGCUCCUGCGUCCGGGCCACAGGGCAGCCCCACAUUGUCUUUGUGCUCGCAGACGACCUGGGCUGGAACGACGUGGGCUACCACGGCUCCAGUAUCUUCACCCCGCACCUGGACGCGCUAGCGGCCGGCGGGGUGCGGCUGGAAAACUACUACACCCAGCCCCUGUGCACGCCGUCCCGGAGCCAGCUGCUGACCGGCCGCUACCAGAUUCAUACAGGUUUACAGCAUCAAAUAAUCUGGCCCUGUCAACCUAGCUGCAUACCCCUUGAUGAAAAGCUGCUGCCCGAACUUCUCCAGGAGGCUGGAUAUGUCACCCAUAUGGUUGGAAAGUGGCACCUGGGCAUGUUCCGAAAAGAGUGUCUUCCAACACGCAGAGGAUUCGAUACAUUCUUUGGGUAUCUCCUAGGUAGUGAAGAUUACUACUCCCAUGAACGCUGUGUGCACAUUGAUGCCCUGAAUGUCACCCGAUGUGCUCUUGAUUUUAGAGAUGGAGAAGACGUUGCAGAAGGAUACAAAAAUAUAUAUUCAACAAAUAUAUUUGCGCAAAGAGCUAUAGACCUUAUUGCCAGCCAUCCGGCUCAAAAGCCUCUGUUUCUCUACCUUGCCCUGCAGUCUGUCCACGAGCCCCUUCAGGUCCCUGAGGAAUAUCUGCAGCUAUACGACUUUAUCCAAGACAAGAAGAGGCGUCUUUAUGCAGGAAUGGUGACCCUUAUGGAUGAAGCUGUGGGAAAUGUCACCAGAGCCCUAAACAAGUAUGGGCUGUGGAAUAAUACAGUGUUCAUCUUCUCCACAGACAAUGGUGGACAGACUUUGGCCGGGGGCAACAACUGGCCGCUCAGAGGAAGAAAAUGGUCACUGUGGGAAGGUGGAAUUCGAGGAGUAGGCUUCGUAGCCAGCCCCUUACUGAAACAGAAAGGAGUGCAAAACUGGGAACUCAUCCAUAUUUCUGACUGGCUUCCUACUCUAGUCAACCUUGCUGGCGGACAUACAAAUGGCACGAAACCACUAGAUGGCUUUGAUGUGUGGAAGACUAUCAGUGAAGGAAGCCCUUCUCCCCGGAUGGAGCUGCUGCAUAACAUUGACCCAGGCUUUGUAGACAUAUCUCCAUGUCCAGGAAACACUAGGCCUGCCUCCAAAGGUGAUUCCUUUCCUACAACACAUUCCACUUUCAAUGUUUCUAUCCAUGCAGCAAUUCGAUAUGGAAACUGGAAACUACUGACUGGCUACCCAGGCUGUGGUCACUGGUUUCCACCACCAUCUUUAUACAGAAUCAGAAAGCAACCGUCACGUGACCCACCAAGCAAAAACCUCUGGCUUUUUGAUAUCCAACGAGACCCUGAAGAAAGAUAUGACCUAGCCAGCAAACACCCCGGUAUCGUUAAGAAGCUUCUGGCCCGGCUCCAAUAUUACCAUAAGACCUCUGUACCGGUGUUCUACCCCGAUCAGGAUCCCCGCUGCGAUCCCAAAGCAACUGGAGUUUGGGGACCGUGGAUGUAGGAUGUUAAUUGGCCCUCAGACCAGAAGACUGCCCCUCAG